Molecule: messenger RNA, 2919 nt
Organism: Haliotis rufescens (red abalone)
Lineage: Eukaryota; Metazoa; Mollusca; Gastropoda; Lepetellida; Haliotidae
Exons: 2
Coding region: 1-2919 (972 amino acids)
Biological process (GO): DNA integration
Molecular function (GO): nucleic acid binding
Source: RefSeq, a predicted model, not a curated record
AUGAUAUUCUUCUGGGACUUGAUCCAAACUGAAGGAGGCCACCCCCCUAAACUUCCUUUGUCACCAGCCCCUCCAUUGUCGCCACCCCCUGGACAUUAUCCAUCUCUGACCUCCCACACUCAGCCUACAGCUCUCGGGUCAACCAGUACUUCAGAUGACGACAAUCUGUCAAUUCCAGAAAUCACAGUUAGGCAAUUAAAAAGUGGAUCCAUGUUUCUGGUACCAGUCCAAAUCCAAGACCAGCACACAACUGCAGUGGUGGAUACGGCGGCUGAGGUUACCAUUAUUUCGGACACUUUUUACAAAACACUCUCACAGAAGCCUGAGAAGAAGCAGGACAUCAAGUUGAGAACUGCCGGCAGGGACUUACAUAUGUCCUCAUUUCAGAGGGUUGAGUUUCUCGGUCGCGUAGUUAGCCAAGAUGGCCUUGAGGCCAACAAUGAUGGCCUCAAAGUGGUACUUACCUGGCCCCACCCCACCUGUACCAAGGAUGUUGAAAGGUUCCUUGGCUUUGCCAACUACCACAGGAUGUUUAUCAGGGACUAUGCUUCUAUGGCAGUCCUGUUGUAUCGAAUAACGGGUAAGAAGGCAUUCCAAUGGAAUGAUGAGCAGGAGCAAUCUUUCUCGUCCUUGCGGCAUGCUCUAACCCAUACACCUGUGUUGGCAUUACCUACCAAGGAGGACCCUUUCAUCCUGGAUACAGAUGCUUCGGAUGAAGCCAUAGGAGCAGAACUGAUCCAAGUUCAAAAUGGAGAGGAGAGAGUAGUUUGUUUUGGCAGUUUUGGCCUGACCGCCGAGCAGAAACGAUACUGCACAACCAGAAAAGAACUAUUGGCAGUAAUCAGAUUUACAAGGCAGUUUCGACACUAUCUGCUGGGACGGCGUUUUACUGUUAGGACUGAUCACAGCAGUCUCCAAUGGCUGUUAAACUCCCGGAAUCCAAAUAGCCAAUUGGCCAGGUGCCUGGAAGAAUUGAGCCAAUAUGACUUGAUGGUGAAACAUCGCCCAGGAAAACUGCAUACCAAUGCGGACAGUCUAUCACGAAUUCCACAAGGAGGCCACUGCCACAACUACAGACCAGAAGUAAUGUUGAAAAGUUUGCCAUGUGGAGGAUGCAAAUAUUGCACUCGGGCUCAUGAAAAUUGGAGUAGGUUCUUCAGGGAUGUGGAUGACACCAUUCCUCUGGCGCAUGUUGGGCGGGAUUGCCUCUCCGAUGAUGACUCACCUGAUGAUUGUGGCCUGCCGGUCUCCUGUCUUGAAAUACAAUCCAUUGGGGAUUCGGGUUUCCAAAUGAACACCACCCCAGUGCCCGUAAGACUUGUUGUGACUGAUGACGGGCAGAAAGAACAAUUUGGGUAUUCAUCCGAGGAAAUAUGCAAUCAGCAGAGAUCUGAUCCAGACUUAACCAUUAUAAUGGAUUGGAUUCAAACUGCUGAGGAGCCGAGUGAAUCAAGUCUCUUCUUGGCCAGUCCCGCAGCUAAACACUAUUGGUUGAACCGAACUCUAUUUCAGAUUGACAAGCAGGGAUUGUUACGUGUUGAUCCUCUCAUAAAAGAAAAGACAACACGAGGCAUGGCAUCCCUGGUGGUCCCGAAAUCAUUACAGCAAGAAGUGCUAAGGUUGAAUCAUGAUGUCAUGGCUGCGGCACAUCUGGGAAUGGAAAAAACAAUCUAUAGAGUUAAAACCCGUUUCUACUGGCAUGGCAUGGUACAAGAUAUCAAGUUGUAUGUAAGCACAUGUUCAACAUGUAGCCGAAACAAAGGACCUGUACGACAUGCCCGGUCACCAAUGAUCAACUUUCAUGCAGGGGCACCCAUGGAAAGAGUUCAUCUUGAUUUCAUUGGCCCCUUGCCCAAAAGCAAGUUGGGUAAUCAAUACAUCUUGAUGAUGGUUGACCAAUUCACCAAAUGGGUGGAGUGCAUAGCUUUGCCUACCCAAACGGCUGAGGUGACAGCCAAAGCUGCCGUAGAUGUUUUUUUCUCUAGAUUUGGUUGCCCUUUCAAAGUAUUUACAGAUCAAGGAAGAAACUUCGAGAGCAAAUUGUUCACUGAACUUUGCACCCUACUACAGAUACAUAAAACCAGGACAACCCCAUAUCGUCCCUCUGCUAAUGGACAAGUGGAGCGAUUUAAUCGCACCCUCCUGCAAGCCAUUCGUUGCCACAUAGAUGCAAAUCAAUCCAGGUGGGAUGAAUUUUUACCACAACUGGCAGGAGCAUUGAGGUCUGCAGUUAAUCGGCAAACGGGAUAUACCGCCAACAUGCUGAUGCUUGGUAGGGAAAUCAAUCAACCUGCAGAGCUAGUCUUCAGCGCCACCCAGGAGGAAUCUCCAUCCUUGAACCCUGACACAUAUGUGCAUCAGCUAGCCUCAGCUCUUGGUGAGGUACAUCGCUUUGCCCGUAAUAAAUUGCAAACUACCCAGCUCCAAAUGAAGAGGGAUUACGAUUUGAGGAUUUUGUCCCCAAAGUUUGAAGAGGGAGAGAUGGUGUAUAUACUGGACACUGCCUCCAUACAAGGAAAGUGCAAGAAGUUGUCUCCAUCCUGGAAAGGACCCGGGAUAAUCACUACUAGGAUUUCCAAUACACUAUAUGAAGUCCGGACAAGGAAGACAACAUCAGUACAUCACCAUGAUCGCCUCAAGCCUUGUCGAGAUCGCGUAAUUCCAAGUUGGAUCCAGAGGUUAUCUAAGACAAAGAGUACUUCUGAUACUCAAGAGGAUCUCAACUUGGAGUGGCUCUUCAAGAAGCAAAGAAAUUAUUGUAUCUGUAAUAAACCCGAUGAUGGACGAUUAAUGAUAGGCUGUGACCGUUGUGACCAAUGGUUUCAUGGAGCCUGCGUUGGAAUCACCAAGAGAACAGCAAACGCUCUGGAUGAAUACAUUUGUCCUCACUGCACCACAGGAAAGGACAGAGUAUCCUAG